CAAUCGCCACACAGGACCAGCUGCACACAAAUUGUAAAAUUUGUGAAUUUGCACAAAGAUUUAGAAGCCACGAUAUAAAUUAGGUGAAACAACUCGUUUGGCCGAUGCAGUGUACGACCUUUGAAACCUUUGCAUCUCUCCAGCAGUUCUUAUCAUCCCGUGUCGGAAAAAAAUGCAGUCAUUACAAAUCCAGAGAAACCCAGUACGAGAUCAGAAAACAGUUUUGCUUUUUAUAAAUCAAAUAAAACAACAUCCCUGUCUGUGGGAUCAAUCAGAUGAUUAUUACAGGAAUAUAACUGCAAGAAAAGAAGCUUGGUGCGCGAUAGCUCGGAAAAUAGGGCACAGUGUUUUGGUGCUGAGAAGUAAAUGGCGAAGCUUAACGGUCCAUUACUUUAAACUUAGAGACGACAUGGAACUGAGAAGGAAGGGAGAGAAUCAAGGCAAGCCUUGCCUAAAGCCAACUUGGUUUGCGUACUGCGCAAUGGAAUUUUUGGGAAAUUCCAAAAAUGUUCGCCAAAGGAGAGGACAGCAUAAAGAAUAUCUAAUUCUGGGCGAAGAACAAAACACAGUUCCGGAGGAAUGCGAACUGAAUGAGUUAGUCCAUUUAGAAGAAGCCAUAGAGAACUAUGAAGCGACCAUAGAGGAUAAUUUAGUAGAAGCAACGAACGAAUGCACCGUAGCUUAUGAUAUGACGAAUGGCAAUGUAGAGGAGGGCACUUUACUGGAUCAAGAGCUAACUAAUGCCGACGGUGGUUUAACAGAUUCUGAAAUCUCUCUUGAACAACGUUACGUAAAUGAAAAACGGAAAUCAAUGCUGCUAUAUCAGUUGAACGAAAGACUCGAGAAACAGCUACAUCAGCAAAGAGCGGAAGUACAGCUGCAACAACUAAAAAUUUCAUCUUUGGAGCAAAAAUUGAAAUUCUCUGAACGAAAAUUAGCAAAAUUGACAAAAAUGCAUCAGGAGAAUUAUAAUUCAAUUGUAUCAGACGAAAUAGACGACGCAACAGAAACGUUAGAAGAUGGUACAUCUUUUACGAUCAACGGUGCAACUGAGGCAAACGGUCAGUGUGAUCCGUUGUACGACCCGACAGAGACAGUCAAUCGAAACAGUAACUCAGACCCUAUUCAGUUAAUGAGUAGUUCCAUCAAAAAGAUACAAAGUGUUAUUGAGAAUUUGGCAAAUCAAUCAAAGCGUCGUUAUGGUGGUUUUGGAGAAUUUAUGGUGCGCGAGCUUAAUGAGAUGGAUGAGAUAACUAGCUUAAGAUUGAUUAAUGACAUGAUAUCGAUGUUGAACGGGGAACGAAAUGUUCAUCGCAACACUAGAGCCCAUGUGGAAUGAUCAUCUAUGGAACACGAACCGAUUAGUAUAAAAUGAAAGCGGUAGAAAAAGCAAACGUAUGAAAUAAAAAAAAUAAACUUGAACUAUACCCGUACGAAUUUCAGUAUGGAUCUUUUUGUACUGAUGAAGCGAUUAAGUUAUAGGGCGUUUUAUGAAUGGUAAAAAAUGCAAAAUUGGAAACGGGAAAUUACCCAACGAGAACAGUUGGACCUUUGCUGAACAGAAAUAAA
Messenger RNA from Anopheles moucheti, 1569 nucleotides. RefSeq lists its product as uncharacterized. The transcript is spliced from 6 exons. Gene Ontology annotation, cellular component: transcription regulator complex; nucleus. The coding region runs from base 173 to 1339 and encodes 388 amino acids. The record is from RefSeq and is a predicted model, not a curated record. Gene Ontology annotation, biological process: regulation of transcription by RNA polymerase II. NCBI's taxonomy places the organism in Eukaryota, Metazoa, Arthropoda, Insecta, Diptera, Culicidae.